Messenger RNA from Ananas comosus (pineapple), 1348 nucleotides. Its product is annotated as caldesmon-like. The record is from RefSeq and is a predicted model, not a curated record. The coding region runs from base 95 to 1129 and encodes 344 amino acids. The transcript is spliced from 4 exons. Lineage: Eukaryota; Viridiplantae; Streptophyta; Magnoliopsida; Poales; Bromeliaceae.
CAGAGAGAGCUACGCCGCGGGGGACGAAAAAAAAUCGAGCUUUUUGCGAUCCAACCUCAUCACGACGAUCGCUUCCUCGCUCUUUUAACUACAAAUGGAGAAGGCUCAAUCUCUGGCUGAAGAAUUGCAGGAAAAGCUUGCGGUCAAUAAGGCUACUUGCCAAUGUUCCGAGGAACGUACUAAAAGGGAGUUGGAAUGUCUUCAACAGAGGUUCAAAGCUGCUUUCACAUUAUUUCGCUACUUGAAAAUACAGGCAAAAGCUUCAGCUGAUCUAAAUAUGGCCUGUGCUUUCUUUCGGAUAAAGCAUCAAGAGGGCGUCGGUUUUGUCGACGGUCACAGCAUGCCGUUAUCAAAAUGGUCUAAAAAUGCCAAUAUCUCUGAAUUUGAAAGUUCUGCUGAAGAAGCAGCAGAGGCAAAUGAUGAUUGGUAUGCUGCAGACAUUUUCAGUUUGGUGCGGAUGAUAACCUGUGUGACGGAGUAUCUCGUUAAGAGGGUUCUAAUGGCGGAGUCAGAAGCUUCUAUUGAGAAAGAGAAAGCUAAUUUUUUAACAAAUUUAACGAAGGAGAUGACACUUGCAGUCGAGAGAGUGACAACCAAAAUCGAUGAGAUGGAAAUAUCCGUAAAGUUGGCAUUGAAUACUAUAAAUAAGUUGGCGGAGCAGUUGAACAAUUUUGAGCAAGAAGCUGCUGUACAGAGAGAACGAGCCACUGAUUAUGAGCAAGAAGCUGCCAUACAGAGAGCACGAGCCACUGAAUGCGCGCAAGAAGCUGCUAUGCAGAGAGAACGAGCCAAUGAACAUGAGCAAGAAGCUGCUAUGCAGAGAAAACGAGCAACUGAAUCAGCGCGAGAGCUUUUUCUAUUAAAGCAGAAAUUCGCAGCUUUCAAAUCCGAAGCCCAACUUGUGUUUAGAAGGAUAGAGGCCUUAGCCUCAUCACUGGAGCAAAGAAAGGAAAAGUUGAUCUCCAAGACUUUGCAACUGCAUGACGAGAAAGCUUUGAAGGAGGACAAAGUUCAGGAGCUCAUGAAUGAAAAUGUAAGGCUCCAGUCAUUGGUUGAUCAGAAAGAGGCGCAAUUGGUAGCCUUGAAUGAGCAGUUGAAGCUCACCUCAUUGAGCGAACGUGACAAGUAGUUUUACUCUUGCUUUAGCAUCUGAAACCAUUUUGCGUUUUAUUGUGAGUAUUUCUUUUUACUGAUUUGUUAUUCUUUAGUUUCUCUAGGAAUUACGGAAUGAAUUGUUGUAGUAUAGGGAGAGGUUAGUGAAUUCUUUAGGAGGUUAAUAUUAUAGAUAGUAAGACAUGCAAGGAUUUGCAGUAUAAGACAAAAAAGGUGUUGAAUAUGCAUUACCAAA